AAUUACCACAGACCAUACCUGGUUACAAUUUAAACUACGGAGUUGUUAUUUGUGACCACCGACAUAACCUAUCUGUGGCUCUGUUUAUUGAUGUUAUACUACAGAUUAAAAUACUGUGGUUAUACUAUCUACUGAGUGUUAUUUACUAUUAUUUCUAUGGCAAAUAUGAACCUGGACCCAGUUACGAAGUCAAGAAUUGAUAUAAAAUUAUAUAAGAAUGUGAAAAACAUGAAGCAGUUGAAAGAGAAAUUAUUAAAAGGAGAACUAACAUGUUCUUUAGUAAAACCUUCCUUAAUAUGUGAUCCAUUUCAAAUUAUUGUGGCAGCAAAUAAGGCACUUACAAGUGAAAAAUUAACCACCAAAUCAGUGUAUACUGAGAUUCUAUUCAAUCUAUCCAUUUCAAAAAAUAUAUCCAAUAGUUUGCAAACGUUUGGCAGCAGUGAAAGUGAUAAAGAAUUACUGGUUGUUACUGUCAAUGAAUAUGCAGAUGUAUCCAAUGACUCUAAAAUUCAUCAUCAUAUUUCCGGGGAGGAAAUUCCUAUAGCAUGUUUAAGUGAUUAUUGUGAUAUUUCUUUAAUAAGAAAAGUUUAUAAAGUGAACUCCAAGGAAUAUAAUGUUAUUUCUUUACUGAACUCCAUUGUUAGUAGAAUAUCUACCAAAGACUUUUUAUCACAUUAAAUUGAAUAACUUAAUACUAUGCACUGAAGUAGUUUUCUCUUCAAUGCUGAUCCCUGGAUUUGAUACAUUCUGUUCAUGAAUCAUGUUUUUUUUGAACAUGUAUUCCACAUUGCAAUUGAACAACACAAAAACAUGAUAAAUUGAUGGAUGUAGCCGUUACUACGUAGUAGAACCACUUUUAUUAUAUGAUAUGAUUCAUGAACAGAAUAUUUUAUGUUCAAGUGAUCAUCAAUGUCAAUAAGGAAGCUAAUGUUGGUUUUUAAAUAAAAAUAGUCUCAAUAAUAAAAGUUUCAUCAGGUUUCUGAUAAUGUAA
Leptinotarsa decemlineata (Colorado potato beetle) is the source of this 991-nucleotide messenger RNA. Its product is annotated as EKC/KEOPS complex subunit Tprkb. Gene Ontology annotation, biological process: tRNA threonylcarbamoyladenosine modification. The record is from RefSeq and is a predicted model, not a curated record. Gene Ontology annotation, cellular component: EKC/KEOPS complex; nucleus; cytosol. Lineage: Eukaryota; Metazoa; Arthropoda; Insecta; Coleoptera; Chrysomelidae.